Molecule: messenger RNA, 6056 nt
Organism: Bufo gargarizans (Asiatic toad)
Lineage: Eukaryota; Metazoa; Chordata; Amphibia; Anura; Bufonidae
Product: gastrula zinc finger protein XlCGF57.1-like
Exons: 5
Coding region: 92-1657 (521 amino acids)
Biological process (GO): regulation of cytokine production; negative regulation of transcription by RNA polymerase II; regulation of immune system process
Source: RefSeq, a predicted model, not a curated record
GCAGAAGAUCCUAGAACUUACCACCAGGAUCACUGAGCUGCUGAGCGGAGAGGUUCCUAUAAGGUGUCAGGAUGUCGCUGUCUAUUUCUCCAUGGAGGAGUGGGAGUAUUUAGAAGAACACAAGGAUUUGUACAAGGACAUCAUGAUGGAGAAUCCCCAGUCCCUCACAUCACCGGAUGGAUCCAGUCAGAGAAAUCCACCAGAGAGAUGUCCCAGUCCUCCGUAUUCCCAGGACUGUCCAGAGGAGAAACCAAAUAUCCCACUGGAUCAUCAGGAAAUGUCUGGUGAAAUGACAAGUGGACUCGAAGACCUCGGAUCUGUGUCUGUGAAAGGUGAGGAUGAGACGAGAGACUCCCAUGAACAUCUCCUUUUAUAUGAAGAAGUAGAAGAUAACAAUGUCACACAAGCUAAUUCAAUAAAUGCUAAUGUACCCUUAGACCUUCACAGUGGAGAUCUAUCUACCGAUACCGUUGGUCACAAGUAUCUUUUGUCCAAUCAAUCACUGAGUCAAUCACAGAAUCAGUCUAAACAAUUUGUGCAUGAAAUAAUUGAUAAAGAUAAAAGACAACUUUCAGGUUCAGAAUGUGAAAAGUAUUUUAGUCAGAAAUCAAAACUUAUGGAGCGUCAAAGAAUUCACACACGGGAGAAGCCAUUUUCAUGUUCGGAAUGUAGGAAAUGUUUUAGUCGAAAAUCGGUUCUUAAAAAACACCAGAGAAUUCACACGGGAGAGAAGCCAUUUUCAUGUUCGGAAUGUGGGAAAUGUUUUGCAAAGAAAUCAGAUGUUGUGGAUCAUUUAAGAACUCACACAGGGGAGAAGCCGUUUUCAUGUUCGGAAUGUAGGAAAUGUUUUAGUCGAAAAUCGGUUCUUAAAAAACACCAGAGAAUUCACACGGGAGAAAAGCCAUUUUCAUGUCCUGAAUGUGGGAAAUGUUUUUGCCAGAAAUCAGGCCUUUUGGAACAUCAAAUAACUCAUACAGGGGAGAAGCCAUUUUCAUGUUCAGAAUGUGGCAAACGUUUCGGCUAUAAACCGGAUCUUGUUGAACAUCAAAGAACUCACACAGGGGAGAAACCGUUUUCAUGUCCUGAAUGUGAGAAAUGUUUUGGUCUGAAAUCAAACCUUGUGAAACAUCGAAGAAUUCACACAGGGGAGAAGCCAUUUUCAUGUUCGGAAUGUGGGAAAUGUUUUGCAAAGAAAUCAGAUGUUGUGGAUCAUCUAAGAACUCACACAGGGGAGAAGCCGUUUUCAUGUUCGGAAUGUAGGAAAUGUUUUAGUCGAAAAUCGGUUCUUAAAAAACACCAGAGAAUUCACACAGGAGAGAAGCCAUUUUCAUGUCCUGAAUGUGGGAAAUGUUUUUGCCAGAAAUCAGGCCUUUUGGAACAUCAAAUAACUCAUACAGGGGAGAAGCCAUUUUCAUGUUCAGAAUGUGGCAAACGUUUCGGCUAUAAACCGGAUCUUGUUGAACAUCAAAGAACUCACACAGGGGAGAAACCGUUUUCAUGUCCUGAAUGUGAGAAAUGUUUUAGUCAGAAAAGAAAUCUUGUGAAACAUCAAAGAAUCCACACAGGGGAGAAGCCAUUUUCAUGUUUAGAAUGUGGGAAAUGUUUUAGACUCAAGUCGAUUCUUCUUUCCCAUCAGAGAACUCACACAGCGGAGUAGCCAUUUCAUGUCCUGAAUGUGGAAAAUGUUUUGGCCAGAAAUCAGGCCUUUUGGAACAUCAAAGAACUCACAUAGGAGAGAAGGCAUUUUCAUGUUCAGAAUGUGGGAAAUGUUUUGGUCAGAAAACGGUUCUUGUUGAACAUCAGAGAACUCACAUAGGAGAGAAUCUAUUUCCGUGUGCUACUGUAGGAGAUAUUUUAGACAGAAAUCAAAUGUUAGAAAACAUCUAUAAGUUUACACAGGAAAGAGGCCAUUUUAAUGUUCUGAAUUUGCUAAAUUUUUUACACACAGAACAGGUUUUGCUGAACCUCGAAGAACUCGCACAGGUGCAACGUAAGAACUGUUGCAGGUGUUUGCUUUAUUUUAAGAACUGCUGCCUAAGGAUGCCUUUUGUUGUACAAAUAUACUCCUUGUGGUAUAGCAGAACUGUAUAGGCAGAUGUCCCCAGAAAACCAGAGGCACGCUAUUACAACACUGAUCGUUUAGACAACGCCACUAUGUCUGCAUGAUCAGUACUGUGGCUGUAACACAUACAACGCUUUCAGGAAGCCUUCAGAUCAUUUAUUUUUCUUUUUUAUUUCAUUAUGCUGUGGCCUUGUGCUAAAAUUAAAAAGAAAUCAAGUAGUUCCCUGUCAUUCUGCACUCCAUACCCCAUAAUUAAAAAAGUUAAAACAGAAUGUUAGAAUUCUUAGCUAACUUACUGAAAGGGAAAAGCUAAAGUUUUCAGACCCUUUACUCAGGAGGUAGUUGAAGCCCCUUUGGCAGCAAUUACAGCCUACAGUCUUCUUGGGGAUGAUUCUAAAAGGUUUGCACACCAGGAUUUGGGGAUUUUUUGCCAUUCUUCUCUGCAGAUUCUCUCAAGCUCUGUGAGAUUGGAUUGGGAUGUCGGUGGACAGCCAUUUUCAGGUCUCUCCAGAAAUGUUCCAUUAGGUUCAGGGUUCUGGCUGGGCCACUUAAAGACAUUUAGAAAGUUGUCCCUAAGCCGCUCCUGUGUUGUCUUGGAUGCGUGCUUAGAGUAAUUGUGUUGUUGGAAGGUGACCCAUCAAUCCCAGGCUAUGAUCCAGGGCAAAAAGUUUCCAUCUUAGUUUCAUCAAGCCAGAGAAUCUUAUUUUUCACAGUCAGACUCCUUUAGGUGUUUUUUUUUUUAACUCCAGGCAGGUAUUCAUGUGUCUUUUACGGAGGAGAGGCUGCUUUGUGGCUACUCUACCAUAAAGCCCAGAUUGGUGCAGGCUGCAGUGAUGGUUGACAUUCUUAAUGUUUCUCCCUAUCUGCCCACGGGAUUUAUUUUUUUUUUAUAGCAGAUAUGGAUAAAUGUUUCAACUCACUACAUUCCUGGUUAUACAGGUGCAUCUCAAUAAAUUAGAAUAUCAUUCAAAAGUUAAUUUUUAAGUCAUUUUACUAAUUAAGUUCAAAAAGUGAUAAAUUCUAUAUCUUACAGCUAUGUAUAUGAUAUGGCUUACAGCUAAUAAAAACCCAAAAGUUAGCAUCUCAGAAAAUUCUAAUAUUAUAUAAGACCAAAUACAAAAUUCAUAUUUUAAUACAAAAUUCUGUACUUGGUCGGGGCUCCUUUUGCAUGAAUUACUACAUCACUGCAGCAUGGCAUGGAGGCGAUCAGUCCUGUGGCACAGCUGAGAUGUUAUGGAAGAGCAGGUUGCUUUGAUAGUGUCUUUCAGCUCAUCUGCAUUGUUGGGUCUUCUGUCUCUAAUCUUCCUCUUGACAAUACCCCAUAGAUUCUCUAUGAGGUUUAGGUCAGGUGGGUUUGCUGGCCAAUCAAGCACAGUGAUACCAUGGCUACACUGACUUUGGACUUGAUAUAACAUAACGGACCUACACCAGCAGAUGACAUGACUGCCCAAACAUCACUGACUGUGGAGACCUCUAGCAGCUUGGAUUGUGGCCUCUCCACUCUUCUUCCAGACUCUGGGACCUUGAUUUCUAAAUGAAAUGCAAAAUUUACUUGCAUCUGAAAACAGGACUUUGGACCAUUGAGCAGCAGUCCAGUCCUUUUUCUCCUUAGCUAAGGUAAGACGCUUCUGACGUUGUCUCUGGUUCAUGAGUGGUUUGACUCAAGAAAUGUGACAGUUGUAGCCCAUGUCCUAGACAUGUCUGUGUGUGUUUGAUGGCUCUUGAAGCACUGACUCUAGCCGCAGUCCACUCCUUGUGAAUCUCCCCCAAAUUCUUGAAUGGCCUUUUCUUGACAUUCCUUUCAAGGCUGUAGUUAUUGCUGUUGCUUGUGCACCUUUUGAUAUCCACACUUUUCCUUCCACUCAAUUUACCAUUAAUAUGCUUGGAUACAUCACUCUGUGAACAGCCAGCUUCUUUAGCAAUGGCCUUUUGUGGAUUGCCCUCCAUGUUUAGGUUGACAAUGACUCGAGAAGUCAGCAGUCUUUCCCAUGAGUGUGUUGCCUACUGAACCAGACUGAGGUACCAAUCUUGGGAAACCUUUCUUAGGUGUUUUUUGUAUUGAUUAGAUGAUUAGAGUGUGACUCCGUGAAUCUACAAUAUUAAUUUUUCACAAUAUUCAAAUUCUCUGAAAUACUGACUUUUGGGUUUUCAUUAGCUGUAAGCCAUAAUCAUCAGCAUUAAAAUAAACGCUCGAAAAAGAUCACUGUGUGUAAUAAAUCUAUAAUAUGAGUUUCACUUUUUCAAUUGAACUACUGAAAUAAAUUAGGGUUAUCCUAGUCCAUCCUUCAUACUUCACUGUCCACUCCAGUUCAUACACUUGUGCAUAUUAAAAUUACCAUCCACAGCAACAAAAGUGGUGAAUAAAACAGACCAAUAGAGCAUCUGUUUUUAUGGAGAUGAGUGUUGGAAGUAUGUUGUGCACCAGAAGGAGCUCAGGCAGAGUAACCAUUGGAUUCUUGGUCACCUCUGUUACCAAUGCCUUCCUUCCCUAUUACUUAGUUUUGUGGGGCGACCAGCUCUAGGAAGAGUCCUGCUUGUUCCAAACUCUUUCCAUUUAAGAAUUAUUGAGGCCACUGUGUUCUUAGGAGGUUUCGGUGGAGCAGAUUUCUUUUUUUUGUACCCUUCUCCAGAUCUGUUUCCACACACAAUCCUCUCCCUGAACUCUACAGGCAGUUCUUUCCUCCUCAUGGCUUGGUAUUUGUUCUGAUAUGCAUUGUCAGCUCUGAGACCUUAUACAGACAGGACUGUGUCUUUCCAAAUAAUUUCCAAUCCACUGCAUUUACCAGAGAUGACUCCAAUUAGGGUGUAGAAACAUCUCAAAGAUGAGCCAGAGAAAUGGGAUGCCCAGAGCUAAAUGUCAAAGUCAUAGCAAAGGGUCUGAAUACUUACUGUGUAUAUCCAUACAAAAUUAUAGUUUUUCCUUUUUAAUAAAUUUGCAAAAAUUCUAAAAUUUUCUUUUCACUUUCUCAUUAUGGGGUACUGAGUGCAGAAUGAUGGGGGGAAAACUAGAUUUUUUUAAAAUAAAAUUUAUCAGAAGGCUGCAACAUAAAAUGUGAAAAAAAAAGUGAAAAGGUCUGAAGUAUUUCUAAAUGCAAUGUAGCUUCAUCUCUGCUCUAAAAACUAGUAAUCUAAAUUGUUUAACUUCUUUUAUGCCACAAACAAAGGGUUAAAGAAAAGGGGGUUAAUUUACACUUUCAUAUAACAAUACUGAAGAAUAAAUGUCUCCUUACUGAUCAGUAUUAUGGCUCAUAUUUUUAUUUUAUUUUGUGGCUCAUUUACCAUCAGUAUGACUCCACAGUACAAAAUACACGGAAGAAAACAGGCUUCGUUAUCAAAAGCUUGGCCUAAUUUACAUGAUAAUUAAAAUAAACUCUUUGGACAAUGUAAUGAAAAUCCAAUGAUGAAAAUGAAAAUCCAAACAGUAAUGAUGCUAUAGUAGAACCUGAGAUGAGCUGCUUAUGUGUAAAGUCUCCUAAUAUGUCUGUUUUGUUGCAAUUAUUACCACUGAGGUCACAAUACUUUGUGCUGGAAGUGAUUUGUCUGUGGCUUCUUGAAAUGUAGAUACAAUAAAAGAAACAGAAUGGCUCCAAGUUCUCAGUUUUUGCAAGAGUUCUCUUUGAUUCAUAGAGCGGAAGAUGAGUUGACCCCUACUGUCAGUGCAUUAUUUUGUAAUAUGGGAUCUAAGAGUGUUUUCUCAUAUAGUUACAUAGAAAAAUGUCAGAUGUCCAAGUUCUUCAAGGGAUAGAGGGAAGGGGAGUGGGAAUCGAAAUUCUGCACAUUUACAUAAGCAUUAAUAUUAUUUUGUUCUGAGAAUUAAUCUAAAGGCAGAUUUACACAUGUCGACCGACCAGGCAAUUAUCGUGGUGGGACUGUUCCAUCCUGAUAACUGCCUACUUGAUUAUGUGCAGCAAUAUCCUCCACUGUUUGGGGAUGAGUGGUGGCUACUGCUAUCGCUCAUCCUCGUACAGAUUCAUCGUUUCUGGGGAGCAGAUCA